Messenger RNA from Clonostachys solani, 1272 nucleotides. The record is from the annotation of a GenBank genome assembly. Lineage: Eukaryota; Fungi; Ascomycota; Sordariomycetes; Hypocreales; Bionectriaceae.
AUGGAAGGCUUAGAAAGUAUCACGCAAUUCUCCUACGAAACACCCAACGCGUCUGGCUCUUGCUGGACAUGCGUGGCAGCCAAGACCCAAUGUAGUUUCGAGCUCCCAGGUGCAGUCGCUCUUGCCCCUAAUGAUUUGAACGUAGAAAAUAUGGCCAAAAUCGCUCUUGCUAUCGACUAUGACGGCAAUGUUUACCGCUCAUUCUUGCCCAUGGCCAUGUCACAUACACCUCUCUUGAACGCAAUCCUUGCCUUUUCAUCGGCACACCUUAGCAGAUGGCAAAACACAACAGAUAAUUCUUCGAACCGAUACGCAGUGCAGGCACUUGUGGAGCUCGAGAAGAGUUUGCGUGAUCCCAUUCUGGCCUCAUCCGAAGCGACUUUGGCUACGAUGCUCUGUCUGAUUUGCCUCGAGGCUGGAAGAGGGUCUACAAAAUGGAGACAUCACUAUCGAGGCCUGGAAGAAUGGCUUCGGUGGAAAGGGGAUGCUGUAAAGCUGGAACCGUUUCUCAAAUCUUGGAUCCUCUUGGCAGCAUAUCAAGCAGCAACGAUUUUUGGUGAAGAGCCCAACCCAGCCAUUUGCCAGUGGUUCGAAGCAGAUGACCUAUCGGGCACCCCGCGAGACCAAGUCAUUGAUCCUUUCUUGGGCUACUCGGUGAAAUUACCUCGCCUACUGCUGCGUGCUGCGUCAUUGUACAGAGCUCGUUGCAGUCCGUCCAUAUCUGAAGAUGCAAUCUGCCAUUCGGUUUCACAACUCCAACAGGAAAUUGAGGCGUGCAAAAUUGACUGCACGAAGCCGAUCCAGCUAGCAAGCGCUUUCCAAUCGACCAAUGUUUCUACGGCCGCAAACACUUCUCUUUGUCAGAGCGAUCUGUGGAAACGCGCUGCAGCCACGGCUGAGAUAUUUAGACACGCGGCCCACAUCUAUGUGUAUCGAGUGAAUGCGCGCCAGGGAGAGUCGCUGCCCAUCGAUAUCCAGCAUUCAGUCGACGAGAUUUUGAACCUGUUGAACCUCAUCCCUGAUACUCGAGGUCCCGGGUCUAAUCUGGCGUGGCCGCUUUUCACGGUGGGACUCGAAGUUGACUCUCCCGAGCUGCGAGGUAUAGUGUUGGAUUGGUGGCAAAUCCUGCAUCUGCUCGGCAUGGAAUCAACUCGGAGGACGGAGCGUGUCUUGGUCGAGACUUGGAGGUAUCGUGAUGAAGCCAAAGAGGGUAAAGGGGUUGCUGCGAACUGGCAAGAAGUGAUGCGAGGUCAGGAGCAGAUGGUUGCCUGA